This is a messenger RNA of Aspergillus heteromorphus CBS 117.55, 1930 nucleotides long. RefSeq names its product putative tyrosine protein phosphatase MIH1 (gene nimT). The record is from RefSeq and is a predicted model, not a curated record. Bases 220 to 1887 code for a protein of 555 amino acids. Gene Ontology annotation, biological process: positive regulation of G2/MI transition of meiotic cell cycle; protein dephosphorylation; positive regulation of G2/M transition of mitotic cell cycle. Gene Ontology annotation, molecular function: protein tyrosine phosphatase activity. Gene Ontology annotation, cellular component: nucleus; cytoplasm. NCBI's taxonomy places the organism in Eukaryota, Fungi, Ascomycota, Eurotiomycetes, Eurotiales, Aspergillaceae. The transcript is spliced from 4 exons.
GAAUCCAAUAUCAUACAUAGGGAACAGAGGAGAGAGGAUCAAGAGCUGGGUAGACACCUCCGCUACAAUUGUACCACAUCUGCCAGUGUAGUGUAUGCCGGGUACAUAGUCCGCAGCGUUUCCGUCGUCCGUUUCUUCGCCGCGGCAUAGCUUCGUUCUGCGGUCGACCAACCUUGGGUUGAGUGACUAGGGCCAACUUCGAACCAUUCUCCGGCCACAAUGGAGCACUCGUCCCCGCUGGCUGCCAUGCAGCCUCCCUCGGUGAUGUUUGGGCACUGCUUCCGGGCAGACGCUCCGACCUCCUAUGCGUCUUUCAGUCCCAUGCCCCGGCUGGGUCGCAACAGCUUCAACUUCAAAGACCUGUCCAUGAAGAAAGCCCAGGGCGACUAUUUCAAUGUCAAGCCCGUUCGGGGCUCGUCCCCAACGGCCAGCCUGGCUGCGGACCUGUCUCAGAAUUUUCAUAUUGACCAGAGCCCGCAAUUGGCGACGCCCCGACGGUCUUUGUUCACGGCCAAUUUGCUUGGGAAUAGCAACCGGUGUGAGUCUAUGACCACACCUCCGCUGCCCUCGUCCUCACCCGCGCCGGCCCUGGAUCUCAUGGAAAUGUCCCCGUUACCCCACAAGCCAGCGUUCAGCAUUGUCACGGAAGCCGGUCUCGAUUCGCCCAGCCUCGAUUCCUCGAUGGAUACCCCGAUGAUGUCGGCGGAGCCGAGCCCGCUGGAGGAUUCCCCCCUCGUUUCGGCGAAGGACAGCUUGCAAGAGAGAAAACGUCCCACCUUCCUACGGCCGAGCUUGGCCAGGAGCAAAGCUCAGUCUUUUCAGCUUGGCAUGUCGAAGCCCGCCCCGGAGAGCCAGGCACCACCGUUCAAAUUCCAGAGCAAAGGCGGCAAGACGUCGUUGAGCGCAUCCGCAUCACUGGAGGAUCUGUUUGGUGAAUCGCCACAGCGUGAACGGCCUACGUUGAGGAACAACUCGAGCGGCCUACUGGCCAACCCACGGCUGAGACCCCCGUUUGGUAGCAAUGGGAGCAGUGGGAGCCAUGUGCGCGGAAACGGUUCGCCGUCGGCAGCCUCGAUCCGCAAGAGUUCUCACCCCACGAUGCGCCCCCGUAAACAGUGCCGACGUUCGCUGAGCAUGUUUGAGCACCCAGAGGAUAUUGUUGUCGAAAAAGAGGCUAAUUAUACUACAAAUGCACCACUUACCUCGAUCACGGAUAUCGAAGGUACCCCGAGCCUGCAGCUCCCUCAUUGCCUUUCUGAGGACCAGGCCGAUACACUGCCUCGCAUUGACAAGGAUAUUCUUGUGGAGCUCAUGGACGGCAAGUUCAAUGAUCGGUUUGACAACAUCAUGGUUGUCGACUGCCGCUUCGAGUACGAAUAUGAGGGCGGACACAUCACCGGCGCGGUCAACUACAACGACAAAGAGUUUUUGGCCGCCGAGCUCUUCGCGAGCCCCAAGCCACGGACGGCAUUAAUCUUGCACUGCGAGUAUUCUGCCCACCGCGCCCCCAUCAUGGCCAAGUACAUUCGCCACCGGGAUCGCGCGUACAACGUGGAUUCAUACCCGCAGCUCAGUUACCCGGACAUGUACAUUCUCGACGGAGGAUACAGCGCGUUCUUCGCGGAGCACCAGUCACUGUGCUACCCCCAAAAUUAUGUUGAAAUGAGCGCCAAGGAGCACGAAUUCGCCUGCGAACGCGGCCUCGGGAAGGUCAAGCAGCGAUCCAAGCUGAAUCGCGCGCAGACGUUUGCGUUUGGUCAAUCCCCUCAGAUGGAGGACAGUCCCACUGGGCGGUGUCGCAACGACCGCAACCGUUAUCUGGCCUCACCCUUUGCCGAAAGCCCAGCAUCCGGGCGGUUUUCUGGCCGGCGCAUGCUUUCCUACUGAGUUACCCAGCUUAACUCUGUUGAUCACUUCCGGCACCACACGC